AUGAAGCUGGCACCAGAGAGUCAAUACAGGCUAGCCCUCAGCACUCACAGUGGAGAACUCCUGCAGCAAAAACUCCCAUUUGGAAUCAAGUCAGUACCUGGUUACUUUCAGGAUAUCAUGGAGAACCUAACCGGUGAUCUGUCUGGAGUUGUCGUCUUCCAAGACGAUAUGCUUGUCAACGGGCAAGACGCCAAUAAUCACUUGAGCAACCUAGGAUGUUUCUUUCCUCGUUUGAAAGACAAAGUGCCUGUUCGCACUACCCAGUGUGGAAUAUCUGGGCUACACCUCAUCAGCAGAAGGAAUUGCACAGGGAUCCAAGAAAGGCAGAGGGUACAAGGUGAUAUUUUGCUUACCGCUUUUCUUACAUUUCUUUUAGAAAGGCUGAGGGAACAAGAUGAUAUUUUGCUUACCGGCUUCCUUACAUUUCUUUUAGAAAGGUUGAGGGAACAAGGUGAUAUUUUGCUUACCGGCUUCCUCACAUUUCUUUUAGAAAGGUUGAGGGAACAAGGUGAUAUUUUGCUUACUGGCUUCCUUACAUUUCUUUUAGAAAGGUUGAGGGAACAAGGUGAUAUUUUGCUUACCGGCUUUCUUAUAUUUCUUUUAGAAAGGCUGAGGGAACAAGGUGAUAUUUUGCUUACCAGCUUCCUUACAUUUCUUUUAGAAAGGUUGAGGGAACAAGGUGAUAUUUUGCUUACCGGCUUCCUCACAUUUCUUUUAGAAAGGUUGAGGGAACAAGGUGAUAUUUUGCUUACCGGCUUCCUUAUAUUUCUUUUAGAAAGGCUGAGGGAACAAGGUGAUAUUUUGCUAACCGGCUUCCUUAUAUUUUUUUUAGAAAGGUUGAGUGGACAAGGUGAUAUUUUGCUUACCAGCUUCCUUACAUUUCUUUUAGAAAGGUUGAGUGGACAAGGUGAUAUUUUGCUUACCAGCUUCCUUACAUUUCUUUUAGAAAGGUUGAUGGAACAAGGUGAUAUUUUGCUUACCGGCUUCCUUAGAUUUCUUUUAGAAAGGCUGAGGGAACAAGGUGAUAUUUUGCUUACCGGCUUCCUUACAUUUCUUUUAGAAAUUAGCAACUCCCCCUCUCUCUUCCUCGUCCCCCCCUCUCUCUCUAUUCCUCGUCCCCCUCUCUCUCUCUCUUCCUCGUCCCCCCUCUCUCUCUCUUCCUCGUCCCCCUUCUCUCUUCCCCUUGCUUCUCUCUCUUCCACUUGCUUCUCUCUCUUCCCACUUGCUUCUCUCUCUUCCCUCUUGCUUGCUUCUCUCUCUUCCCCUUGCUUCUCUCUCUUCCCUGCUUCUCUCUCUUCCCCACUUUCUCUCUUCCCCUUGCUUCUCUCUCUUCCCACUUGCUUCUCUCUCUUCCCACUUGCUUCUCUCUCUUCCCACUUGCUUCUCUCUCUUCCCACUUGCUUCUCUCUGUCAUUCACACUACCCUCCCUCUCUCUCUCUGUCCCUCAUUUACACUCCCCAAAUCCCUCUAAUUGA
Molecule: messenger RNA, 1476 nt
Organism: Acanthosepion pharaonis
Lineage: Eukaryota; Metazoa; Mollusca; Cephalopoda; Sepiida; Sepiidae
Source: the annotation of a GenBank genome assembly